GUUUCCGUUGCGAGGGAGUUGGGAAACAGAGCAUGAAGAAAGUUGCCAUGAACGAAGCUUGCUGAUCGGUCGGAAAGAUUGAAGGUUAAGGUUGGGGAGAGGGAUGGGAAAUCCGAAACAGAAAUGGACUUCAGAGGAAGAAGAAGCACUAAAAGCAGGAGUAGCCAAACACGGUACAGGCAAGUGGAAAAACAUCCAGAAAGACCCAGAAUUUAAUCCCUUCCUUUUUGCCCGCUCCAACAUCGAUCUUAAGGAUAAAUGGCGGAAUAUGAAUGCCAGUGCCGGUGGCCAAUGCCAGAGGGAAAAAUCGCGGACAGCAAAACCAAAAGCGAUAUCUGAUGAUCCUGCUUCUGCUGCUUCUUCAAUUCCUAGUUCCAAUCUACAGACUACUUCUACUGCUCCAAUUAAGGCAGAUCUCAUCGUUGAUGAUUCUUCAACAAGCAUUGUAGAUGGGAAAGGUGCUCCAAAGUAUAAUGCAAUGAUCUUUGAAGCAAUUUCAGCCUUGAAUAGCCAACCUGGAGUGGACACCAGUGCAAUUGUGAGCUACAUCGAGCAAAGGCAGGAGGUGCCACAAAAUUUUAGAAGACAAUUAAGUGCAAGGUUAAGAAGAUUGGUUGCACAGGAAAAACUUGAAAAGGUUCAGAAUUUUUAUAAGAUAAAGAAUAGUUCCCCAUCAGGGACAAAAAUACCUACGCCAAAACAGAAAUCUAUCCAACCUAGGCCUUUACAUAGCGUAGGUUGCAUAAAUUCUGGUGGUACGAUGGAAGAAGCUGCAGUAGCUGCCGCCUAUAGAAUAGCUGAGGCAGAAAACAAAUCAUUUGUUGCAGCUGAAGCAGUUAAAGAAGCAGAGAGGGUUUCAAAGAUGGCCGAGGACACAGAUUCGCUACUACAAUUGGCCAAAGAGAUAUUUGAGAAAUGUUCACAAGGUGGGAUUGUUCUUAUGGCUUGAGAUACAGAUUUAUGCUUAUCAGAUAGGGACGAUGACCCAUUCAAGUAGAGUGCAUGUAAAUAUUGUCUUGAACUGUAUCUUUCCUCAUCUUUAUCAGAUGUGAUGAAGCUAAAGGAAAGGGCAGUUUUAAAGUAAUAAUUGCCAUGUAAUCUUUCAAAUAGGAGUAGGUGAGUUUUUUUGUAGAGUAAACAAUUUGCAGAUCAACAUCUUGUCAUGGUUGUAUGGUGGCUCUGUUUUUAACUAAUUCUUUUUGCACUACAAAA
Molecule: messenger RNA, 1212 nt
Organism: Manihot esculenta (cassava)
Lineage: Eukaryota; Viridiplantae; Streptophyta; Magnoliopsida; Malpighiales; Euphorbiaceae
Product: telomere repeat-binding factor 4
Exons: 6
Coding region: 104-949 (281 amino acids)
Biological process (GO): nucleosome assembly
Cellular component (GO): nucleosome
Molecular function (GO): double-stranded telomeric DNA binding
Source: RefSeq, a predicted model, not a curated record